This is a messenger RNA of Neoarius graeffei (lesser salmon catfish), 4116 nucleotides long. It is a transcript of the gene dlg3, whose product is annotated as discs, large homolog 3 (Drosophila). Gene Ontology annotation, biological process: chemical synaptic transmission. The coding region runs from base 205 to 2799 and encodes 864 amino acids. Gene Ontology annotation, cellular component: postsynaptic density membrane; neuromuscular junction; neuron projection. The transcript has 24 exons. NCBI's taxonomy places the organism in Eukaryota, Metazoa, Chordata, Actinopteri, Siluriformes, Ariidae. The record is from RefSeq and is a predicted model, not a curated record. Gene Ontology annotation, molecular function: kinase binding.
GAGAGAGAGCUGGGCUGGUCUCUGCCCCUACCUACGUGUCCAUAAAGCGGUCAGAGUUGAGUCUUUCAUGGUCUUAAAAGUGAAAUAACUCGGAGAAAGUGUGAAAACUGUGAGCGAAACUGGUCUUUAACUGAUGUGAAACAUUUAGUUAAUCUGGGAAUAUUAACCCUGUAUGCGUGCACUGUCUAACUGUAAUUGUUCACGAUGGUCCAUAAACACGAUACUGAGAGAGCCGUUGGGCUGCUGAGGCAGUAUCAGGCUAGUCUGACCAGCCCAGAGGAACAGGCUCUAAAGACCAGUGUGGGCAAGGUUUCUGCUAUCUUUGGCAGCCAGCUCUUUAAGGCUCUGUUGGAUAUACAAGAAUGCUAUGAGGUGACCCUGCAGCUAAAUGCAACAGAGAAUGCAGCAAAAGAGAACAACCUUAAGGAGAUGUUGGAGCAGAACUCAGAAUUGGAAGGUGUGUCACGAGUCCGAGUGACCAGCAGGAGGAGUCCACAGAAGGUGGAGAGAGUGGCUGGGCUCGUGAGCCGUUCCCAUGUGGAGACACCCAAGGCAAACCCUCCUCCCAUCAUUGUCAAUGCAGACUCACUGGAUGCAGGUCCUUAUGUAAAUGGGAGUGAUGGCAUGUACAAAUACGAGGAAAUCAUUUUGGAAAGGGGAAACUCUGGACUUGGCUUUAGUAUUGCUGGAGGGAUUGAUAAUCCACACAUUCCGGAUGAUCCAGGAAUCUUUAUUACUAAGAUCAUCCCUGGAGGUGCAGCAGCCAUGGACGGAAGACUAGGGGUGAAUGAUUGUGUGCUGCGUGUAAAUGAGGUGGAUGUGUCAGAGGUGGUGCACAGCCGGGCCGUGGAGGCUCUGAAGGAGGCCGGCCCUGUAGUCCGACUGCUGGUGCGCAGGAGGCAGUCACCACCCGAAACCAUCCUGGAGGUCAAUCUGCUCAAAGGGCCUAAAGGUCUGGGGUUCAGCAUUGCUGGAGGUAUUGGCAACCAGCACAUCCCUGGAGACAACAGCAUCUACAUCACAAAGAUCAUUGAAGGCGGAGCUGCGCAGAAAGAUGGAAGGCUGCAGACAGGCGAUCGUCUUCUGGCUGUGAAUAACAUCAUCCUGCAGGAUGUGCGUCAUGAGGAGGCUGUUGCUGCACUGAAGAACACUUCAGACAUGGUCUAUUUGAAAGUGGCUAAGCCAGGGCCUGUGCACCUCAACGACAUGUAUGCACCUCCGGAUUACUCUAGCACCUUCCCCACCAUGGUGGAUAACCACGUCAGCCACAACUCUAGCAUGGCAUACAUGGGAGCCAUGGAGCCCAAGCCUGUGUACCAGCCUCCUCAGGUCACCCCCUCACGAUAUUCUCCAGUGCCAAGGCACAUGUUGGGGGAGGAUGACUUCACCAGGGAGCCACGGAAGGUUCUGCUGCACAAAGGCUCCACAGGACUGGGCUUCAAUAUCGUGGGUGGGGAGGAUGGAGAAGGAAUCUUUGUAUCGUUCAUCCUGGCAGGUGGACCAGCUGACCUGAGUGGCGAGCUUAGAAGGGGAGAUCGCAUCCUAUCGGUGAAUGGUGUGAAUCUGCGAAACGCCACUCAUGAGCAAGCUGCAGCUGCACUGAAGAGGGCCGGUCAAACUGUCACCAUUAUUGCCCAAUAUAGACCUGAAGAGUACAGCCGUUUUGAGUCAAAGAUCCACGACUUGCGGGAGCAGAUGAUGAACAGCAGUAUGAGUUCCGGGUCAGGUUCUCUACGAACCAGUGAAAAGCGCUCCCUCUAUGUCAGGGCUCUGUUUGACUAUGACCGCACCAGAGACAGCUGCCUACCCAGCCAGGGCCUGAGCUUCUCGUAUGGAGAUAUUCUACAUGUCAUCAAUGCCUCUGAUGAUGAGUGGUGGCAGGCACGACUCGUCACUUCCCAUGGUGAAAGUGAACAGAUAGGGGUCAUUCCGAGCAAGAAAAGGGUGGAAAAGAAAGAGCGUGCUCGAUUAAAAACGGUCAAGUUCCAUGCUAGGACAGGCAUGAUUGAGUCCAAUAGGCAGCCAGUCAAAGUAAAGCGCAAAAAAAGCUUCAACCUGUCACGCAAGUUCCCGUUUUACAAGAGCAAGGAGAAUAUUGUUCAGGAGUUGGUGGAGUCUGAACAGUGCUUGACCUCUAAUACCAGUGACAGUGAGAGCAGCUCCAAAGGGCAAGAGGACACAAUUUUAUCCUAUGAACCAGUGACUCGACAGGAGAUUCAUUACACAAGGCCUGUGAUCAUCUUGGGUCCAAUGAAGGACAGGAUAAAUGAUGACUUGAUCUCAGAGUUUCCCCAUAAAUUUGGAUCCUGUGUUCCACAUACAACUCGUCCACGGAGAGAGAAUGAGAUGGAUGGGCAGGAUUACCACUUUGUGGCUUCAAGAGAGCAGAUGGAGAAAGACAUUCAGGACAACAAGUUCAUUGAAGCAGGCCAGUUCAAUGAGAAUCUCUACGGAACCAGUAUUCUGUCAGUUCGGGCAGUGGCUGAGAGGGGGAAGCAUUGUAUCUUGGAUGUGUCUGGGAACGCCAUAAAGAGACUCCAACAAGCACAGCUCUAUCCUAUUUCCAUUUUCAUCAAACCAAAAUCCAUUGACGCUCUAAUGGAAAUGAACAAGAGGCAGACGUAUGAGCAAGCCAAUAAAGUGUUUGAUAAGGCAAUGAAGCUCGAACAGGAAUUUGGAGAGUAUUUUACAGCCAUAGUCCAGGGAGACUCGCUAGAAGAGAUCUACAAUAAAAUCAAGCUGAUCAUCGAGGAGCAAUCAGGCCCUUACAUCUGGAUACCGUCCUCAGAAAAACUCUGAGUGUGCAGCCUCCAUCCUCUGCACGCAUGCAGAGUAAUGUUCCAACCCCUGCCCUGCUCCAGCCAGAGUCCUCUCCUUCCCUUUUUACUGAAAUGUUUCAUAUCAAGUUUUAGUGUCAUCAUUAUGUUAACUCGAAUUAAAAGAAGUCUUAUUCCCUAUUACUGUGACUGUGCACACCCCUGCAUGAGUUUCUCAGCAAAUCCAUUCAAGACUAGGAAUUUCAUUACAAAUUAUUUUUGUCUGGUAAAACAAAGGGAAAAUGAACAAAUCAUUUGUUUGGAUGGACUGUGGAAGCCAGUGUCUCAAGACAAAAGAGUGGGGGUUUGGGAUUUAAGAAAGUUUCUCGGAAAUGGAGACUGACUGAAAAGCUGGAAUCCUGUACAUGUUCAUUGUUGCAUUGUAAAGAAAUGGAAAAAGCUGAUCUCAGACCAUCAAGGUUUUCUACGAGGACUAAAUACAAACCAACCUGCUGAAGGUACUGUUCAUGGAUUACUGUUCAUGGAUUACUGACCAUGUUUAUAGAAAUUUGGUGGAGAGUCUUAGAACCUGGUGAUCUUCAGUAAUCACACAGCAGUUUGCUAUUUGGCUGGCUGCCGCUGCCAGUUGUUGAUCAAGAAACCACUGAAGGCAGAACAAAUGGAAAACAGAAUAUGAAUCUAUACAUUUAUAUUACUGAAAUCACAUGGUAAAUAAAAAUCCUAUGGAGAUUUUACUACAUAUUAUACUAUGGUACACAUUUUACACUUCACUAGAAUUGUCUAUUUGGAGGGCUGUUAGGUUUUUUUCCCUUUCUCUUUCCACUUUUUUUUUUUUUAGCUGCUCUUUAUUAAAGAUGGAGUAGAGGGGUGUAACUGGGCUCUCUGCAGAACACCAAACUGCCUUACAAUUAAUAAAAUUAUUUAAUUCUGAGGGGAAACUACAAAUUACUCAUCUGAUCAGUGCUCAAUGGAAGACUCUGUCAAACCGGUGUUGAGUCUUCCACAAUAUAUUGGAGGCCUAACUUGUGAGUGCAAUAGACUUAAGUGUCUUACCUCUUUGAAAUCCUUAUUUCAUCAUUGCUUAUCUUUUAUUGACUGAUUUUUGGAAUAAUGAUUUGGCAGCCAAGGCUUCGCUUAAGCUAUUGAACAGCAGCUAGCCCAUUUGCACUUUCUCAACCUAUCAAGUCUCUUCUCUUCAGACUGAACGGUAACAUGGUACUGUCCUGUAUGCUGCCCAGCUGGGAAGCCUUAAAACGGGUAGAAUUAAGACAAUAAUUGUAUUUGGAUGUCCUUCUCAAUAUUAAAAGUCAAUAGAGCCUGAAUUGGCUUGAGUUCCCGA